CAAUCAAGUUCGGCCUUUGAGCGAAACGGUGCUGMUGUGAAAGUGUAAAAGUGUCAAAGUGAACACCGUACGGAAGCGCCGACUGCGGAAUUCAAGUGUCAAACACUCAUACCAUUAGUCAUUACAUAAUACAUAUUUACAUCGGACGUAUCUGCCUUGCAUGAAAUUAGAAAAAUUUUUAUUUUCGAUUUCUCGUCUGUCUGGUGACGACUACUACUAUUGGAUACUACAUACCAACCGGGUUGCGAGUACGUAAAGGUCUAUUGUCCUAGACGCGGUCGAGGGCCAUAAAAGUGCCGAGUGUGGUAUCGUUCGCGGAAAUAUGGCUCGCCACAGGAACAUACGGACCACGCAAUAUUCCGAUGAUGAAUAUUAUGAUGAUGAUGAUGAUUAUUCAAAUUCAUUUGAAGAUGACUGUAUUUCUCCAAGUGAUGCAAUCUAUUUAAUUAAUCACAAAUCCAAGUUUGAUUCAGAUCAAGAUUUAACUGAUGCCAAAGUUAAUUCAUGUUUACAAAGAGUAACAGAAAUUUUGGGCUUUGAACUUGCCAAGGAUGUUGUAGCAGGACAUUUAAUUAAUAAUGAAUUUAAUAUUGAUAAAACUGUUGAUCAAAUAAUAAAUUCAAAAAUUAGUUCUACAAAAGUAAAGGACCAGCAACCUGCUGAUGGGAGGUUAAGUAGACCUCCUUCUGUUGUUAUUGCUUCUUCAUCAAAAAAUAAAGACAACAUCAUUGUUGGUUUUGGAAAUGCAUCUAUUUCAGGGUCAAAAAAUAAGAACUUAAUCGCAACACCUAAACAAACACCUUUUAGCACACCCAUAUGCUCACCAGCUGCAACACCUCGCAACCGAUCUCCUCAAAAUGUUCGUUUAGGAUCACCACGUGUAGAUCGCAAAUUAAAUUCGCCCAAGAGCAACAAAGUUAGARAUAAUCAAGAUUUAUCAACGUCCAUUCAUAAAGAUCAACUUUAUUUAAUUAUAAUUGGUCAUGUCGAUGCUGGAAAAAGUACUCUAAUGGGGCAUUUACUGUAUAAAUUAGGACAUAUACAACAGCGAACCAUACAAAAGUAUGAGCAUGAAAGUAGAAAGUUAGGUAAACAGAGUUUUCUCUAUGCUUGGGUAUUAGACGAAACUGCUGAAGAAAGAAACCGUGGUAUUACAAUGGACGUAGGUCAUUUGAAGUUUGAAACAAAAACUAAAGAUGUUACUCUGCUAGAUGCGCCUGGACAUAAAGAUUUUAUACCAAAUAUGAUUACAGGAGCUUCUCAGGCUGAUGCAACUAUGUUAGUUGUAGAUGCAACUAAAGGAGAAUUUGAAACUGGAUUUGACAGUGGAGGGCAGACACGAGAGCAUGCCCUCUUAAUACGGUCUCUGGGAAUUACUCAACUCGGAGUUGCAGUAAAUAAAAUGGAUACUGUUAACUGGUCUGAAGAACGAUUUGAGGAGAUCAAAACAAAACUUGGACUGUUUUUGAAACAAGCUGGUUACAAAGAAUCUGAUGUUACUUUUGUACCAUGCUCCGGGUUAAGCGGUGAAAAUUUAGCUACAAAAGCAAAUGAAGCAUUGCUAACCCGUUGGUAUAAUGGUCCUUGUUUAAUGGAUGUUAUUGAUUCAUUUAAACCACCUGAGCGGGCAAUUUCUAAACCAUUAAGGUUAUGUAUAAGUGAUGUUUUUAAAAGUUCAGGAUCAGGAUUUUCAAUUGUUGGACGAAUUGAAACAGGACAGCUUAGAGUUGGUGAUAAAGUUUUGGUACAGCCACAGGGAGAAGUCGCACAAAUUAAGAGUAUUGAAAUAGAUGAAUUGCCACAGCCAAUUGGAUUAGCUGGUGACUUUAUCAGUGUUUCACUUACUGGUUAUGAUGCUCAAACUAUUUACUCUGGUUGCGUUUUGUGUGACAUUUCAUUACCAAUACCAGUAACAUCAGUUUUAGAAGCACGAGUGGUUGUAUUUAAUGUGGACUUCCCCAUUGUUCGUGGGCAUCAGAUUGUAUUGCACUAUCAAAGUUCAUCAGAAUCAGCAGUUGUUAGUAGACUUCUAGCAGAACUAAAUAAAAGUACUGGUGAAGUCAUCAAGAAAAAUCCUCGAAUGAUAAAAAAAAAUACUCAUGCUCUAAUCAAAAUAAAUCUAUCAAGGCCAAUUUGUGUAGAAAUAUAUUCAGACAUCAGACAAUUGGGUAGARUAAUGUUACGGUCUGGUGGUACUACUAUAGCAGCUGGUCUUGUUACAAAAGUCAAUUUUAAUAAAUAAAUAAAUAUACAUGUUUUGGGAAAUAAAUUGUUUCACUCUUCCCUCUUAUUUUUUAAAUUAUUAAAUAAUUGGUGAAUACAUUUUCAAGCAUUGAAUAUUAGUAAUACAUUAUGAUUUAAUUUAAAAAAUAUUAUCAAACAUACAUACUUUUAUAGUCUACUGCCGGGUUGCAUAAACAAUUACUAUAAAUUUAAUCAAUCAAUAGUGAGGUAAUGGUCCCUUGAGCAUCAUUAAGUGGACAUUGAUUGGUUCAUUAAAUCUAAGUGAAUAUUAAUCUUUUUUUUAUGCAACUCGACUAUAGAGUAACAAAGUUUUCAAAUAAUUUUUCAUAAAUUCUUUAUCAGUCUUAAAACAUCAUUUGGRUAUUACCAUUGAUUAUAAAUAGUAUUAUAAUCAAUGGUAUUACUUAGAAUAAAAGUAUUAAAUACAAUAU
Diuraphis noxia (Russian wheat aphid) is the source of this 2675-nucleotide messenger RNA. RefSeq names its product translation elongation factor EF-1alpha (GTPase) HBS1 (gene HBS1). Gene Ontology annotation, molecular function: GTPase activity; GTP binding. The record is from RefSeq and is a predicted model, not a curated record. NCBI's taxonomy places the organism in Eukaryota, Metazoa, Arthropoda, Insecta, Hemiptera, Aphididae.